AUGUCACUGCCAGUCAGCACAGGGAGCUCAAAGAAGAAGGCUAAAUCCAAUGUUGUGCAGCAGGUGGACCAGUUUUGGGGUGAGAUCGAGAGCUUACAGUCGGAUGCUAUGUUGUGUCAUGACAGUAAGCAUCAGAGGUUCCUCACAAAACUCGAGGUGUCUCAAGCGGCCCUCAACCAUCAGCGCCAACAGAAGAAUAAGGAACUGGAGAUCCGCCUCCAUAAAGUGGAUAUACGGGUGCAUGAAGCACAUUCGCAGGUACUCAACAAGAAGGCUGAGACCCUCUGCAAGGGUGGCAGAGCCUUGGCAUUGGAUGGAGCUGCAUGA
Suillus fuscotomentosus is the source of this 327-nucleotide messenger RNA. RefSeq lists its product as uncharacterized. Bases 1 to 327 code for a protein of 108 amino acids. The transcript is spliced from 2 exons. Lineage: Eukaryota; Fungi; Basidiomycota; Agaricomycetes; Boletales; Suillaceae. The record is from RefSeq and is a predicted model, not a curated record.